Molecule: messenger RNA, 708 nt
Organism: Myzus persicae (green peach aphid)
Lineage: Eukaryota; Metazoa; Arthropoda; Insecta; Hemiptera; Aphididae
Exons: 3
Coding region: 22-573 (183 amino acids)
Biological process (GO): tricarboxylic acid cycle; oxaloacetate metabolic process; malate metabolic process
Molecular function (GO): L-malate dehydrogenase (NAD+) activity
Source: RefSeq, a predicted model, not a curated record
AAUAUUAUAUUAUAAGGUAUAAUGGAUGUUAUCGUUACCAAAGUCGUGAUCUCCGUGGACCACUGCAAUGUUCUUAGCAUCGAGUUGGCAUUCAACAUACUCCAAAGGAAAGUGUUCGCCGACAAUAAAUUGGACGUAUUUAUUUUAACUUUGGACGUGGAUGAAGUAAAAGAAAUGGCUGAACAUAUAAAAAAUUGUUGUUUCUCAAACUUGAAUGAAUUAGUCGUGACCGGCGAUCGCUUCGAGGCGUUCCUGAAGGCCGACUGCCUCCUGUUGAUGACUAAUUUGAACCCGCCGGAUCAUAAAAUUCUCGAAAACGUCCAAGACUUAGAGCAUGUUUUCAAAAAGGCUAAAUCGUUUGAUCGUCUGGCCAACUCGGAUGCCAGGAUCGUCAUGAUGGGACCGUGGUCAAACACGUGGUUACAGAUUUUUGCUGAAGUCGCUACACGCCUGAACAAGCUCAACUUUACCGGUUUGUCUAGACAUCACGUGAGCAAAGCGUUGGGGCUCAUCUCACGAAAACUUGACGUAAGUCGAUCGUGUAUAUUGUGUCAUAACACGAUAAGCCUGUAGGGCUGGGCAAGUUAGUGAUUAUUUUUAAUUGAGUUAAUUUGAUAGGAAACAUUUUUAAAAGUAUAAUGUUAACAGUUAAUAGUUAUUCUAUCUUUUUUUAACUCGGUAGGGUUGUAUUAACUUAUUAUGUGGAAA